Molecule: messenger RNA, 1428 nt
Organism: Trichoderma breve
Lineage: Eukaryota; Fungi; Ascomycota; Sordariomycetes; Hypocreales; Hypocreaceae
Exons: 1
Coding region: 1-1428 (475 amino acids)
Source: RefSeq, a predicted model, not a curated record
AUGGGUUUGCUUUCGGCUCUUAGCGCUUUCUUUUCGAAAUUUCCAAAUUUCGCCCGCAGGCCAGGCUGGAUUGCUGCGCACGCCGAAUCUCUGCGACUCCAUCGUUUCCCUACCGAAGAUGAAGAUGGCGACGAGGAAAACUUGGGACGUCCGCCCAAAUUAAGGUUCCGUCUAAACUUCAAGAUGAUUUUCCUCUUUGUAGGAAUGAUCACUGCUACGAUCCUCUUGGUGAAGUUCGUCGAUCCUUCGCACAUCAAAAACCUCGCCCACCCACAAGCAUCAUACUCCUCGUCCGUGAUCCCAAUGUGGGCAUCAUCAAACACGGAAUCUGAAACCACACCGGUGUUGGGUCAAUCGUCUUUUGACUUUGCAAUGUACUUUCCUGCGGAGGGAAACAACUUCUUCCCCCUUGUCGCGUCGUACAACGAGCCUCCCCGUCACCGACCGAAAACACCGCUCUUUGUCCCUUUUACAAGAAACCAUAACAUGAUGCGACAGACAAUUCUUGGGUACAUUGCGAGUGGGUGGCCAAGAGAAGACAUCAUCAUCAUCGACAACAGCGGCACAGCCGAUGCCAACAACUUGAAGCUUCUUUCGCCAGAUAACCCCUUUUUCCUCGACUACGACUUGUUUCGAUACAGAUAUGGCGUUUCGAUUUUACAAACAUCUGUGCUUCUGAAUUUUGCUCAGAUCCAAAACUUCAUGCUGAGAGUGGCCAUGGCUCGCCACUGGCCAUACUUCUUCUGGAGUCACAUGGAUGUCGGAAUCCUGAGCCACGAAGAAGAGACACCUUACACGUCGUUUUACACGCGCGUCCUCAAUGUCCUCGAUGAAGCGGAGAAGGGCCGAAUCUCAGGCAAAAAGUGGGCAGCCAAGUUUUUCAACUUUGACUACCUCACCUUGAUCAACGUUGAAGCAUGGCGACACGUUGGCCAAUGGGACGUGUUUAUUCCUUACUACGCCACGGACUGCGAUGCCUACGGACGCGUCAAGAUGCUGGGCUAUGCCAUUGACGGGGUUCACGCAGGACACAUAUGGGAUGUUAACAACUUUGUCGACGACCCCGAAGCAAGAUUCUUCCCGCCGGCUGUUGAGCCAAAGUCUGAAAAGGAUAGCGACUCUGCCAACCACACCUCCGAAGACAACGCACCGGGCUCUGCACGAUUCCAGGCUCUUAGGGAGGAGCUCCAGAAAAUCCAAGAUGCUAAGAUGAGCGAUUCAAAGGGCCGUAAUACAUGGCAGAACAUGCAGAAGGGAGGAAAGGGAGAGCCAUGGACGUAUGAUCCCAAGGGUUUCCAAGUUGCUUGGUGGGAAAUGGCCGAGGAUGGGCGGAAGCUCUUCAGACACAAGUGGGGAGAUGGAGCUUGUGAUUUGUUCGAACAGAAAAAGACAAUUGAAGACAUGUGGAAAGAUGUCAAGGAAGAAUAG